Molecule: messenger RNA, 869 nt
Organism: Rosa rugosa (rugosa rose)
Lineage: Eukaryota; Viridiplantae; Streptophyta; Magnoliopsida; Rosales; Rosaceae
Product: disease resistance protein RUN1-like
Exons: 2
Coding region: 173-724 (183 amino acids)
Biological process (GO): signal transduction
Source: RefSeq, a predicted model, not a curated record
GGGUGAAAGAAACGCGUCCUAAACAAAUUGUCCUGGCCCACUACUUCUAAAGCUUCCGCAUCAAAUUACAACAGUGGUAUCAAAGCCACAAAUUCUAACACUUGCUCUUCUUACCGAUUGUCCAUCUUCAUUUCUCAAAUCUAAACCACUGCAUCCAUAGCCCUUUACUCCAAUGAAGGCAUCGUCAUCAUCCUCAUCGCUUCCAUCGGGGACACCAUCCUCAAGGCCACCGGAGUUCCUUAACUACACGUACGACGUGUUCUUGAGCUUCAGAGGUGAAGACACACGGAGGACCUUCACGGACCACCUCUACGCGGCACUAGUUCGUGCCGGAGUCAGGACGUUUAGGGAUGCCGAGGGACUAAGAAGGGGAGAAAACAUAGCGGAGGAUUUGGUGGAGAUAAUCCAAGGGUGUAGGAUCUCACUCAUCGUCUUCUCAGAAAAUUACGCGGAUUCGAGUUGGUGUCUCGAGGAGCUGGUGCAGAUCAUGGAGUGUAGAAAAACACAAAGGCAACGGGUUUUCCCAAUAUUCUAUCAUGUCGAUCCUUCACAUGUCAGAAACCAGACCGGUAUCUUUGCUCAUGCGUUUGAGAGACAUGAAGCCACAGUACAUCAAGGUAGAGAUAAGAUAGCAAGGUGGAGAGCUGCUCUUAGAGGAGCGGCGAAUUUGGCUGGCUUCGAUAUUGCUGAUAGGGAACUGAAGAGACUGAAGGACUCGCUCUAAAUUCACGAAGAUAUGACAACUUGAGAUUCAGUACAAAUGCAUUUAGAAAGAUGAGGGGACUGAAAUUGCUCCAACUCAAGUAUGUAAAACUCACUGGAGACUUCAACAAGCUUCCCAAGAAGUUAAGAUGGCUCUGCUUGCGAGG